CUGUUGCUCUUCAACAUGCUGUCCAGGAAGAACCGCUUCAGGGGGAAAAAUGAUCCAGGCUUACGGCCCCAUUCCUGGCACUCCUCCAAGCUGACAGAAGAGGAGUCUGAGCCUGCCGGGACUCAGGCCAACCCAGUGUCUGUCUGGCAGCCAAAACAUGAAGCAGGGCCAGAAGAGUCAACCACACCAGGAGACCAGAAUACUCAGCAGACCAAUCAGCUCAGCUCAGUGACCAGCAUGGAGAGACUGGAGCGUCCUUCUCAUCCUUUACCACCAGGUUGUCAUCCUCCAACGAAAUACGUCGACACCUCUGAAACAUUUUCUGCAUCAGGAGCCAAAAGAGACUCUGCCUUCAGCUGUUUCUCUGGCAGCUCCAGCCCUCCUAUUCUGGAGUCAAGCAGGAAAGGUACCAGCACUGAAAACAUCUUCUUCAAAGGCCUUCAGAGUGAAGGACCUAAGCAGAAUGAACGACACAGAUACCCGCAGUCAAGUCCCGGGAACGGAGGCUGGGAGGGUUCACGGGUCGAGGAGCAGCCAGCAUCUCGGGUUUCAGUUGCAGGAAGGCCCAAUGGUGGCCUAGUGUGGCAGGCACCAGAGAAGAAAAAAUCCCAGUCCCCUCCUCCUCCACCGCUGCCGCUGCGUAGUGACAGCUUUGCGGCAACCAAAGUGUUCCCAUACUCUGAAGGGCCCUUGGGUCCGUCAAAGAAUCAUGGCAGCUCUAUCGAAAAAUUGACUGAAACCAACCAGAACUGCCUCAGAUUUCAGAACCAACUGCACCCCAACAAACUCUUGUCCUUGUCCAGCAGCGAUGUCAGGCAGUCUCAUCAUGCCCAAUCACCUGCCCAUCAGAGACAGUACAGCGAUGAAAGCCCUUUCUACCUACAAACCAGGAAAGCUCCACCAGCAAAGACCCAAAGUGUUGGGAGUUACUAUCGCAGCCUCCAAGAUCUGCCCACAAAUGCUUUCAGUAGAAUGCACAUCCGGCACUCCACAGCGGCUACGGCAGGUUGUACUGCAAACUCAAGUCUGGAGAGUGGAGGGCAAAACCGACAUUUCGGCCCUGCAAGUAACUAUCCAAUGCAAAUUGGUGAGGUAAAGGCCAGGCAGAGCAAAGCCGGGGGAUGGAGAGGGGAGAGUGAAUGGAUGAGCAGCAUUGAAUCCUGUUUGCAGAACUCUCUGAAGGCAAACAUUAUGGCAAAAUAUCCAAUGCCCCAGUCCCAGAUGCCUUGCAUGGAAAAUAAAGACAGAAAUGGGAAUGGUCAAAACUAUGACCACAAGACUCACAAACUUUCUCUUCAAAGCCCAAAAGAACAGUCAAAGAGAGCUGAAGGGCCCCCUAAUGAAAUAAAAAGAGCUUUUCUAACACAUCAGAGUAAUGAUCAUAAAGUUGGUCCUUCGAGACUUCAAGACCCUUGGGUGCCUCAAGAAGAUCACAGGAUAUCAGCUCUAAAAACUCCACUUCUCCACUUCUUGGCACAGGAGAGUCAGAGUUUGACAGAGAGGCAAUCAACAGCUGCUACCAAGUCUAUGAUUCCCACCCAGGAUGCCUGUGAAGCCAUAACCACCGGCAGUGGGAAAGCAGGCCGCCGCAGUGACCGCUAUGCCACCACCCUUCGAAAGGAGAUCAAGGAGAAGAGAGCCCAGCUACAGAAGAGCUGUAGUGCUGCAACCCUUACAUGUGAGGCUGAGGAUGAGGAAGAUGCAGAAGAGUGGAGGUCCAUGGAGGCCUCUGCAUCCUCAAAUACCUAUAAGGACCAUCUGAAAGAGGCCCAGGCAAGAGUCCUUCAGGCCACCUCUUUCCAGAGACGAGACCUUGAGCCCCUGGGGCCAGAGGCGCCAGUUAUUAGAGCAUCCUAUGGGCGAAUCAGAGGACGUAGACGAUUCCACCCAGCAAAGAGGACCCAUUCAUUCUCAGAGCCUGAUAAGAUAGACAAAGUGGGGGUGGAUGGAGAAUCCCAACAUGGCCCAGAGCAACAGAGAAAGUUCUUGGAGACCAAACCUGCAUUCCCCAGGCCAAUGCUGCAGUUAAGUCAUGGCACAGACUCGAACCUGAACCAAGGUGAAUCAAACAAAUCACAGGAGACCCUUCCCUCUGGAGAAAGUGACCAUUCUCAACCCUGCACAGACCCUAACAAGCAGAGUCCCAGACAUAAGCAGAUUUUACUGGAACUUCAGAGACUGGGUACCUUCGCUGAGUACCAGGCCACCUGGAAUGAAAAGAAAAAGUCAUCUGAAGCCAAAGCACAGGGGCGAUAUCACUCAGCAGAGAACAUUCUAGACCCCGGCGUAGAGGAGAAGUCUCUCUGUAUCCAUGAGAGAUCCAGAUCCUCACCUUCUGCAGACUUCCACACACAGAAUAUUUCCCCUCAUUGGAGAGAUCCUCAAUCAUUGGGGAGCAGUUUGACCAAAAGAGAGACGGCAGGGAGCAGGUCACCUGACCACAGCCCACAGGGGAUCCUCCCAUGCCCCCCCGACCACAGAACCGAACCCGACCCAGCCGGCCACUCCCUCUCCUCCGUCAGCCUGAACUCUGAGCCCAAACCGCCACAAACCCAGAGCCUCCUGCCACCACCCAGCCUCCAUUUAGGUCCAGAAACCACAUCCUGUUCCAAGGAAUUCCUCGCCGGCGCCCAGCCGGACCCGGCAGGACCCGGUUCUGCCUCUGACAGCCAGAACCAAGCAGCUGCCCUCCCCUCCUCUGGUCCCGCCCAGCAUGUUUCUCCUCACCUCAUCGCCCAGUCUGGAGCAGGAGCUGCAGAGAGCAAGGAGCAGGAGGAGUGGACACAACCGUCCUCUUCAUCGCCAUCAUCAUCAUCACCUUCAGCAGCUCUGGGUUGUCCCGGGCCGGACCAAACCCGCUCUCCUUCGCCCCAGUUUGCUCCUCUGAGGCUGACCGACAAACCGCCCGGCGUGUCGGGUCAGGAUGACCCGGGGCUCAGCUCCAAAGCUGAACCACAGGAUCCAGCUGGGAUGGAUGUGAGCAGCCCGGUCAGAAAGGUUCCCAUCAGGAUCGUCCACACUGGCUCAGAGCGGCGGGGCCAGGCCUACCUGCCUCAGAGCGCCGAGUCCAGCGCCGGCCCCACACCCUCCGCCAAACUGACUGCAGAGCGGACCGCUCCGUCUCUGUUCAGCGCCUACACCCGGCCAGAACCACUGUCGGCCCAGGAGUCAGGCGGCCCCCGCAACCUGGAGCCAGAGGACGCCAAACGGGAAGAGCUGGUGAGGGACAUCAUGGGCAGGGACAAGUCUCUGGUGGACAUCCUGGAUCAGAGCGGCAGGAGGACCACCAUGGACCUGAUGGAGGGACUCUUUCCCCCGGAGGAGAGGAUCCUGGAGGGGGUCCAGCUGAGGAGGAGGGCGUCGGUGGGCUCCAGGCCCUCCGUCACCAGCAGGAGAGAAGCGGAGGAUGCGUCCCUGUCAGCCACACUGGUCCCCAGCUCCUCCUACUACAACACAUCGGCCCCCAAAGCCGAGCUCCUCAUCAAGAUGAAGGACAUGCAGGAGCAGCUGGAGGACCAGGACUCUGAGGACGAGCUGGACGUUGAUCUGGCCAGUAAAAAGCAAGAGCUGAUCUCCAGCCUGGCGAGGAAGCUGGAGGUGCUGCGGGAGGCGCGGCAGAGCCUGCAGGAGGACGUGGAGGACAACGAGACGCUGGGCCGCGAGGUGGAGGCCACCGUGCAGCGUCUCUGCCAGUCCAACCAGCUGGACAAGUUCCGCAUGUUCGUGGGCGACCUGGACAAGGUGGUGAGCCUGCUGCUGUCGCUGUCAGGGCGCCUCGCUCGGGUGGAGAACGCCCUCAACAGCCUGGAGGACGAGGCUCCGCUGGAGGAGAAGCGGACGCUGACGGAGAAACGCGAGCUGCUGAUGAGGCAGCACGACGACGCCAAGGAGCUGAAGGAGAACCUGGACCGCAGGGAGCGGCUGGUGACCGGGAUCAUGGAGGCUCACCUGGACGCGGAGAGCUUGGCCGACUACAGACACUUUGUGAAGAUGAAGUCGGCGCUCAUCAUCGAGCAGCGGAAGCUGGAGGAUAAGAUCAAGCUGGGAGAGGAGCAGCUGAAAUGCCUGAUGGAGAGCCUGCCGGCGGAGCAGAGGCAGCCGCCGCCGGAGCAGAGGCCGCCGCCGCCGGAGCAGAGGCCGCCGCCGGAGCAGAGGCCGCCGCCGCCGGAGCAGAGGCCACCUCUCAGCCUCCAGUGUUAG
Messenger RNA from Cyprinodon tularosa, 4200 nucleotides. Its product is annotated as protein Shroom2-like. Gene Ontology annotation, biological process: actin filament organization. The transcript has 9 exons. Gene Ontology annotation, cellular component: apical junction complex; adherens junction; cortical actin cytoskeleton. Bases 16 to 4200 code for a protein of 1394 amino acids. NCBI's taxonomy places the organism in Eukaryota, Metazoa, Chordata, Actinopteri, Cyprinodontiformes, Cyprinodontidae. Gene Ontology annotation, molecular function: actin filament binding. The record is from RefSeq and is a predicted model, not a curated record.